Messenger RNA from Lodderomyces orthopsilosis Co 90-125, 996 nucleotides. RefSeq lists its product as uncharacterized. Lineage: Eukaryota; Fungi; Ascomycota; Pichiomycetes; Serinales; Debaryomycetaceae. The coding region runs from base 1 to 996 and encodes 331 amino acids. The record is from RefSeq and is a predicted model, not a curated record. The transcript has a single exon.
AUGUUCAUACUUAUCAGAUCCUUGAUUUAUUGUCUUUUGUAUAUUACCUCCAGCGUUGUUGCCACAGAGCCAACAAUUCUCACUGGCGAGAAUGGUGCUAUUUGCCGUUGGAUUCAAGCAAAGGCCAACAACGACAACUCAUAUGUCAGACUCUUUGUGAAUGAGACUGUUGUUGACUACGAAAUUUUCGGCUUGAUCUUCAAUUACAAAAACAUUGUCAAUUUUGCAUCUGUCCCUAGAAUUGAGAAUUUUACUGACUUGUAUCCCACAAACAAAACCGAAUUGUAUUCGACGAUGUUGGGCGGCGAUGGAAAAUUUAUUGAUGAUGCUGCUAAGGACCAUUCAGUUGAUACAUUGAGAUUCUGGAGUGGUGUCAUCGACAAAGAGAUUAUAUUUCUUGUUUCAGAGUCAGGGACUUAUUGUGUUUACAUUGCACCAGACCCAGUUAAGGCACCAGACUUUGAAUUACCUGUGCACUUCAAAAAUUACUAUGGCAACAUGAGAUACAGUUCUUACUUGUAUUACACAAGUUUGAAAUGGAUCUUUAUUAUCUUGUUUGCGACUAUUGCAGCAAUUUUCAAAUUCUUGAAAGAUUUGAGUGCAGGAGGAUCUCAGAGCUUGAGCUCAGUAAAAGCUGCGAUGAAUACACUUGUCAUGUUAACAUUUGUUCCGUUUGUGCUAAUGAGGUUAUUUGAUUUUUGCUACUUAUUUGUUCAAAAUAGCGUGUUUGCACCAUACCAAGGGUCUUCCAUAGAAUCCUUUCUAAGUUUCCUUUCACUUCUCAUUUCAAUGCUUGAUGCACUAUUUCAAUUUUAUGUGGCUCUAUUAUUUUCAAUGGGACUUGGUGCCAUUUAUUACUACAAAAGCGAUGCUAAUUAUAGAGGGUUUUUGCCCGAAUGGUCUCGAAUUGCAACUAAAUUUCCAUUAGCCUCUGCAUUUAUUAUAAGUCUUACACAUUCAUAUUUUGAAGGGCUGAUUACCAUCUCGUUUUUUUGA